Acyrthosiphon pisum (pea aphid) is the source of this 4494-nucleotide messenger RNA. Its product is annotated as transmembrane protein tincar. Lineage: Eukaryota; Metazoa; Arthropoda; Insecta; Hemiptera; Aphididae. The transcript has 10 exons. The coding region runs from base 332 to 3064 and encodes 910 amino acids. The record is from RefSeq and is a predicted model, not a curated record.
UCCAGCAUUAUGUUUAGUCGUGUCGUGCGUUUGUACCGGCAUCGUCGUGGCUCGAGUCGACGUCGUUCGUGCGUAUAAUAUUAUAAUAUUGUCGUUACGCGUUUUUUACGUCCGGUGAGCACUAUGGAUCCGAAAGAUUUACCGUGAUACAUACCUAGGUAUUCGGUUCCAGACGGUUUAUACCAACUGCUGCCAGGGAUCAUUCUCCGAUCGAGUGGCAUCCACCACAAUUCACCAUCGCACACCGAAACGGGUGGCCACCGACGAGUUCUCUUCCACCAGAAGUUUUGGUUCAAAAACGCUCGUGGGAGAUGUUUGCGAGCCGGACGUGAUGGCUGAAAACGGCAACUACGGAGGUGGCAAAACACAUUUCUGUCAGCUCAACAGCCUGUGGUCCGUGUGGUACGGCCUGCUCGCCACCGUACUUAAUGUCUAUUCCGUUUUGUUGGCCACUCGGAGAAUAUCGGAGUACUUGGAAGUAGUAUGGCCACCGAAGAGCGUACUCCCGCCCCGGUACGAAGUUCACUGCUUCGUGGCCACCAUCGGAAUGGCCGCCGUGCUGGUGCCCCUGGUGGCGUUCACCGCCGUCUUCCGUACCGGAAACAUGGCCAACGACUCGGACAAGCUUGGCAACUUGUUGGACGUCCGCCGCCGCCGCCUGUCGUCCUGCUGGACCCACGGGCCGCCGUCCUCUUCCACGCUACACUCGUUCACGGCACUCGCCCUGCUGGUAGUCAAGCUCAUGAUCGAAGCCAGGCUCAUACAAGCCGGUCUCAUGUCCACAAAUAAUAUUUGGAAUACCGACUUGGAUUUUCUGGUCCUCGGCGGACAUCAGUCGAGUCCACCCAACAUCACGCUUAAAAAUAUGCACAUCGAACCCAGGACACAGUCGGUACUCGUCCCACAGUCGUCAUCGCCAUCGACCAAUAGAUCAUACGCUGCGGAAACUGAUGGGGCCAUGUCCGUCGAGUUUUUCAAUUACGCUAUGGCUUUGUUCAUAUACUGCGGACGGUAUGCUUCCGUUUUUUGGGAAACUAACAAGUGUUUCGCCACGCUUUUCUCGGUCCAGCUAUUCGCCAACGCCAUACAAUGCCUGUCACUGUACCUCUUCACAUGCAUCCUCUACAAGAUGCAAGUGUUGGGCGUCUGCAAAAUGGUGAAGGAACUGCCGGCCGGGCCUACCACGUACCACCUGGUGCUGGAUCACCUGGACACCGCAGUGCUGUUCACCGUCACCACCGUACUGAUAUUCGUGUCCAACUCAAUAGUAUACUACUACGGGUACACGCGGUUCAGCGGGUUCGUCAAGCGGCAGACGGGUGGUCGGAAGACCGUGGCCGACGCCUACUCGAGCCUCAUGCCAUACUGCGCCAGCGUGCUGGCCCUGCUCGCCGUUGUCGCAUCCGAGAGCCCACUGCUGUACAACGCCAUCGUCGUGUUCCGGUCGUCCCUCAACGGCGUCGUGUUGGCGUGCCUGCUGAACUCCACCGCGCACGUGUUCGUCUGGAUAGCCAUGUGGUCCGUGCUCACGCUCAAGCCCUGCUGGGUGUUCAACCUGCACCUGUUCCUGGAGUACGACCCCAGGGGCGGCGGCUGCGGUGGAACUGGUGGCGGUGCAGGUAGCGCAGGUGGUGGAGGUGAGGACGCCCAGCGUGUGCCCUUGCUGGUGGUGGCCCAGGGCGCCACCUACUCGUUGACUGAGAAGACGGCCAAACGCAUCGUCACGUCCGUGGUGGAACGCGUGGUCGCCGACUACACGCGUGUCGCUGCGAACUCGGAUAAACACAAAUUUAAAAGAACGCCGAAGACAAUGAGUGAUGAACAGAUAUACUGGCCUAGACCAAAGUCGAGUUCGGGCCGCAGUUGUUUAAGUGAAAUGGAAGACUCGGACGAGCCGUCUGGUUGUUUUGGUUGUAAACGGACAAAGAAAUCUACAAAAGGCAUACCAAUGCACAAAAUCGACCGAAGGGGAGUCAGUCCAGAAGACGAUGGUGAUUAUGCGAAGCUCCGCGAAUUGCCGAUGGUCGCUAGGGCCACGAACGAUCACAGCGACGACAAUACGUCCGAGGACACGAAGCUUUUGGACACCGUACGGGAAGGUGUAAUUACGUACGCGAGCGCCAACACAAGAGAGUUGUUUUACUCGCCGGCCACGCCGCCGCCUCCGCCGCCGCCCAUUCAGGAAGACAUAAGUUCAGCUGCGGAAUUCCACGCCAGCAAAACCCAAGUGUCCAAGCAGCAUCAACAAGUUCGUGAUCACGCGUACCGCAGUGGCGUAUACAGCAAGACAUCAGUGGCGGGUCAGCAGGGAUCGCAGCGCGUGGCUGGUCCACCGUCGAUGACGGCCGCUGACGAUUUCGAGGAGGAUGACACCGUAAAGUCUGAGUCGGAGGCAUCAGCGGCCGGCCACUCGCCACAGGCGGCGUGUAGCGGCCACAGCGAGUCGUCCAGCGGCGUACACUCCAACAGCAGCCACGACACGGCGGCCACCAUGCCGCUGCCACCACCUCCACCGCCGCUGCAGCUGUCGCCGGCCGCGUCCACGUCCACGCUGUCGCCGACGGACGACGAACAGCGACGCCGGGCCAGUUACGCGGACCUGCAGACUGUGGACACGGUGGUCAUCCGGCACAAGGGCGGGCCGGGGGCCAAGGCACGGAUGCCUCCGGACCCGUGCACCAGGCCCACGAACGUGUCGCUCAGCUCGUUCACGGAACCGCGGGGCGCCCGGAACCGGCCCGGGUCGGUGCCCGGCUGGAGGACGAUGCCACAUAACGUCGCGCCACCACCCCCUCCUCAAGUCAAGGCGCCGUCGCACUAUCACCAAUACCAGCAGCAGCAGCAGCAGCAGAAGAACCUUCAGCAGCAACAGCAGCAGAACCAGAACAACUAUCAGCAGCACCAACGGCAGUGGUCGUCGUCGUACAACGGUGGCGGCGGCGUCAUCGGAGUCGGCGGAACCAAAACGCCGGCCGUUCGGUCGCGGAACCACUCGACCAUACCCACGCACCACAACGGCGUCAGGCUGUUCCAGCAGCACCAACAACAGUCGUACGGACAAUAAUACUAGGCCGCGCGCCCCUAUCUUUAUUACAAUAUGAUCAUAAGAAUAUUUGUAUUUUAGAGGAUAAUAAUAUAAGAAGACAGCCCCGUUGGAAGGGGGUGGAGGGAUGUGCCGCAUCCGACUGCUUUUUCGAAAACGGUUUAACAAAAUAUGAAUUUCGAAUUAUAUAGGUACUAACUAUACGGGACGUUUCCACUACUCUGACGACCUCUUAUUCUACCUCCGUGCGGAACAGUCAGCCAACCAACCCCCUCCUACCAUUCCUGAAUAAUUAAAACGUUCUAGUCCCCUCAUCUGCCCCGUGAUCUAUAUAAUAUUAUAUAUAUUAUGUAUAUUAGGUGUGAUUAAACGACACUAGUUUCGGAAUUAUUACUAUUAUAUAAUAUUUAACUAUAUAUAAAUUACGUAUCAUUAUUUAAUAUUAUACUAUCGAAUAUCAUUUGUCAACCUAUAUGUUAUUUACCUUAAUAAUUAUACAAUGGCAAACGACACUAUAAACAUAUUUUAACACAUAAUUAUUAUUUAAGACGCGUGUAUAUUAUAAUACAUAUUAUAUGAAUAUAAAUAUACACAUAGAUAUUAUGUUUACCUCCAUAUGACCCAAACGAAUUUGUCGCGUUGAGCUUACUAAAUAUGGUUUUUUUUUAAAUUUAUCACCCGAUAGACUGAACGACAAAAACUAAUACGUAGGUGUAGAGUAGAGUGAAAAAAGACUCCGUCCUUGUCGCCAAAGACAGUUUCAAGCAAGCGCAGGGAAACGGGACAAAAUUAUUUAUACUCAACAAAGUUCACAAACUUAAGUUGUAACAAUAUCGUAUCAUAUUAUAUUAUAAUAUUAUUCGUUAUAAACGAUUACAUUAUUGUAUCGUAUAUCGACUUUAUUUAACCAGAUUGCUACAAUCUUAUUGUUCAUACAUCGACAGCAGUGGAAUGUGUCUGUUUACGAUUUGAGAGACAACAACAUUAUUAUAGUAAUAUAAUAUGUUGUAAGCUGGGGUGUUAAAAAAAGACACUCCUUACGGGUAGUACUUACCACAAUCAGAGGAUUUGCCGACGGUAAACGAUUUCCGCCCAGACUCGAAUUUUGUCGGGAUUUGUCACAGGUUUUUUUACGAGCGAGGGAGAGAAAUCUCACCCGUAAUAUUAUUCUAUCAAUAUCUAUAUUUGUAUAAUUUUUUUUUCAUUUUUACAAAAUAUGUAACCCAACCAACUCCGAUUACGACUCGUUAUUUCUAUCGAUCCAUUUUCACGAUUCCCUUCGACAGACUGUUGUUAUCCUUGGUGCUAUAUGAUACGUUUAUAAUUUUUUUUUUUAAAGUUUGGGCUUUUCUCCAUUAUUUUCAUACAACCUUUUGUACUAUACUUUCUGUUUGUUUUAUUUUUAUUAUUAUUAUUAUUAUUAUUAUUAUUAUUUUUUUUUUUUUAUAAUU